Messenger RNA from Meloidogyne enterolobii, 295 nucleotides. Lineage: Eukaryota; Metazoa; Nematoda; Chromadorea; Rhabditida; Meloidogynidae. The record is from the annotation of a GenBank genome assembly.
UUUUCACUCUGUACAAUCGAAAAUCAAAGGAAAAGAAAUGCUGCGAAUAUGUGUACCAUCUUGCCCUCUCUCACCUCCAGCGCCCUCUUGUUCAUCCACUUUCUUCAAAUAUUUUUUUAUUAUUCUCCCAAUUCCAGCCUCUUGCGCUGCGCGAAUGUUCGUUCACACAGAAAACACGUUGAAUAUCCCUUUUACCCCUUCAAAUCUUUUUUUCUAAUCCAAUCGUUCUUUUCUAAAAAUCCCUCAUUUUCUCCGAGCAGAUCCAAUUUGCGUGCCCAAAAAAGAAUGAAAAAAU